CAGAAGGCAUGUCACUGUUACACAUAACCUUGUUUCUGGGUUAUUUAACUGUAACAGCCAGCUAUUGAUGUUUUAUUGAUCGCAGCACAAUACAUAAAAAAAAAAAAAAUCCCUCAUGUAAAUAUUUAUAUAGUUAUUUCCCAGGCAGAUCGUAAAACAAAAAGGUUCGCUCGCUGAGGAGGACUUGUUGGUUUUUAGUCCAGUUAUCGGUUUUUAAACGCCAGUGGGAUUCAGGGAGUCGGUGGAUGAUUUUUUUAUGCAGAACGCAGAUCUCUGGUCGAGGGCAGGGCUCCGAACGGGGAGGAAGAGCGAGGCAACAGAGAGGAGUCAGACACAAACACGCAAACACAGAACUUCCUACCGCUCUCUUUUCAAAAACAUCUUCUUAGUUUUCUCCUUUCUUUCCUUUCUGGUGAGCGCCAUCAUGAGCUUUAAGCAGAAACUUCAACCUGUGUUGUCCCUCGGCGCCGACGUGCUGCCUGAGUACAAGCUCCAGGCCCCACGCAUCCACAAGUGGACGAUCCUCCACUACAGCCCCUUCAAGGCCGUCUGGGACUGGGUCAUCCUGCUGCUGGUCAUCUACACGGCCAUCUUCACCCCCUACUCUGCCGCCUUCCUUCUCAACGAGGCGGAAGAUGACGGAGGCUCCUGCGGCUACACCUGCAACCCGCUGAACGUGGUGGACCUCGUGGUGGACGUCAUGUUCAUCGUGGACAUCCUCAUCAACUUCAGGACCACCUACGUCAACAGCAACGACGAGGUGGUCAGCCACCCGGGCCGCAUCGCGCAGCACUACUUCAAGGGCUGGUUCCUGAUCGAUAUAGUCGCCGCCAUCCCGUUCGAUCUGCUCAUAUCGCGCUCUGGGUCACAAGAGACGGAGCCGCAGACCCAAACUACUCUGAUCGGGCUUCUGAAGACGGCCAGACUGCUGAGGCUGGUGCGAGUUGCCAGGAAGUUAGAUCGCUACUCCGAGUACGGAGCGGCGGUUCUGUUCCUCCUCAUGUGUACGUUCGCGCUCAUCGCCCACUGGCUGGCCUGCAUCUGGUACGCCAUCGGCAACGUGGAGCGCACCGGCUCUGAACGCAUCGGCGGCAUGAAGAUCGGCUGGCUGGACAACCUGGCCGACCAGAUAGGGAAACACUAUAACAGCAGCGACAGGAGCUCCGGCCCGUCCAUUCAGGACAAGUACGUUACGGCGUUGUAUUUCACCUUCAGCAGCCUGACCAGCGUGGGCUUCGGCAACGUCUCGCCCAACACCAACCCGGAGAAGAUCUUCUCCAUCUGCGUCAUGCUCAUCGGCUCUCUGAUGUACGCCAGCAUCUUUGGGAACGUAUCGGCCAUCAUUCAGCGGCUGUACUCUGGCACGGCCCGGUACCACACUCAGAUGCUGCGGGUCAAAGAGUUCAUCCGCUUCCACCAGAUCCCAGGAGGCCUCAGACAGAGACUGGAGGAGUAUUUCCAGCACGCCUGGUCCUACACCAACGGCAUCGACAUGAACGCUGUUUUGAAGGGUUUUCCUGAAUGCCUGCAGGCCGACAUCUGCCUCCAUCUGCACCGCAGCUUGCUGCAGAACUGCAAAGCUUUUCGGGGCGCCAACAAAGGCUGCCUGCGAGCUCUGGCCAUGCGAUUCAGGACGACCCACGCCCCGCCGGGUGACACCCUGGUGCACAGCGGGGAUAUUCUCACCGCCCUCUACUUCAUUUCCAGGGGUUCAAUCGAGAUUUUGAGGGACGACGUGGUGGUGGCCAUACUGGGAAAGAACGACAUCUUUGGUGAACCCAACCAUGUCUAUGGCAGGCCCGGGAAAUCCAGCGCUGACGUUCGGGCUUUGACCUACUGCGACCUUCAUAAGAUCCUGAGGGACGACUUGCUGGAGGUGCUGGAGAUGUAUCCAGACUUUGCUGACUCCUUCUGGAACAAUUUGGAGAUUACCUUUAACCUCAAAGAUGCAGACAGAAUAAACCAGCAAACCCCGAGCAGGAGCUCCGAGUGCGGCUGCCGACUGACGAGGCAUCGCAGAAGCUCCCUGCGGCGCCGGAACCGGCCGGAUGGGAUGGAUCAUGAGGACUCGUACCCAGAUCAGUCGUGUCUGACGGUGAACCACCGGCGCAGAAUGGUGGCCGGGUCUCACUGGGAGGAUCUCUGCAGCAGCGCCAGCGUUUGUUCCCAGUCCAGUGAUGAGGAAAUUAAGCCUGUUCAACACAAGGGGGAGCUGUUCGUCCACGGCUCUGACACCAGAGACUACCAACCUUCAAGGGUCACCAUCCAACCCCACUGCGGACCUUCUGCUCUAAUGGGGCAGGCUGUGGAUCUUGGAGGCUCUCCGUACUCAGCAGCGCCCCCUAUUAGUGUGUCAGGCUUGUACGGCUACUGGUCAGACCGCAGAGCCAGCCAGCUGUCUGAGAACCAGAGGAGGCAGUCAGCAGUGAGGUCUGGGUUUCGGCCUUCGUUCUGCGCUGAGGAUCGGCCUCGGGAGCUGGAAUCCAGACUGGAGCUCCUGCAGUCGCAGCUCAACAGGCUGGAGACCCGUAUGACUGCAGAUAUCAACGUGAUCCUGCAGCUCCUCCAGAGGCAGAUGACCCCGGUACCUCCUGCCUACAGUGAUGUGUCGCCCGGCUCCCACCUGCCUCACCCCACCACCCUGUACGGCUCGGGAACCCCCACCAUCCACACGGGCCCCCCAAUCCAGCCGGGACAGAUAGACGGCACCGCCUCCCUGCUGCAGAGUCCAGAUUCUGACUUUAAACACAAAUCUAGAGACUCCCUCUCCAGCGGCGUCCAUCUCACCGUGGCGUCAGACGACACCAUGUCACCAGAGGCCAACCUGCCACAGCUGCCCUCUGUUGACCUCACCUGUCCUCACUUCCUGUCCCCCAACGUCCACGAAGCCCCCGGGCUCCUGGGCGGCAGCCAGCGCUUCCCCUCGCUCCCCGAACACCUGGAGACCUCCACAGAGAUGCAGGAGAUCCAGAGACACGUCUCUGACCCGAUCCUGCAAGGAACCUAGGGCGACCUGCUGCAAAUGUAAAGCCAUAUUUUGUCCAGAUGGAUCCCCAUCUCACCAAAUAUUACAAAAAAAUGAUCCUCCUCUCCUGGUCGGAGGCUGCAGGAAAGCGAGGAAUGUCUGAAAAACACACAAACUGCAUCCCAGACUCAGGUUUCCAUAAUGGAAGGAGAGAAAAAAAAACACGUUUGAGAAAUAUCUGCAUUCACUUUGUAUAAGAAUUGCACAUUUAGGCUCAAUAAAGACAAAAAUGUAUUUUUAUACUGUU
This is a messenger RNA of Poecilia latipinna (sailfin molly), 3272 nucleotides long. RefSeq names its product potassium voltage-gated channel subfamily H member 7-like. Lineage: Eukaryota; Metazoa; Chordata; Actinopteri; Cyprinodontiformes; Poeciliidae. Gene Ontology annotation, molecular function: inward rectifier potassium channel activity. Gene Ontology annotation, cellular component: plasma membrane. The transcript has 11 exons. Gene Ontology annotation, biological process: regulation of ventricular cardiac muscle cell membrane repolarization; potassium ion transmembrane transport; membrane repolarization during cardiac muscle cell action potential. The record is from RefSeq and is a predicted model, not a curated record. Bases 257 to 3007 code for a protein of 916 amino acids.